Planococcus citri (citrus mealybug) is the source of this 1881-nucleotide messenger RNA. RefSeq names its product gamma-interferon-inducible lysosomal thiol reductase-like. The coding region runs from base 171 to 986 and encodes 271 amino acids. The record is from RefSeq and is a predicted model, not a curated record. Lineage: Eukaryota; Metazoa; Arthropoda; Insecta; Hemiptera; Pseudococcidae. Gene Ontology annotation, molecular function: oxidoreductase activity, acting on a sulfur group of donors, disulfide as acceptor. The transcript has 6 exons.
AAACACGAAUGCGAUAAGUGAUAACAGGACAGUAAUGUGUACUAAAGUCGUGGAAAACAAUGAAAUUAUGCAAUUAAAUCCGUUAUUAUGAAAUAAAUACCGUUGAUAAUUGAAAAUAAAUGACUAUGAAACCCUCGCCGUUCUGUCUCGAAAACCUAUGAGGUGGCUGUAUGAAAAAAUAUGUACCUGAAUCGAAUCAGUUAAUCAGAAGACUAAGAAACCUACUCGUUAAUUUACCAUUCAUUUACCUACGUUUUACGAAUAAUGAGAUGAUCGCGACGCGCAUAAUUCCUCUUAAAAUUAGGUACAUUAUUUUCCUAGUAAUAUUCUCCUUCGUAACAUGGAAACUUUACGAAUACACUUAUAAGUCGAUGAAGAAUAGUUUGAAAAACAAAAGUGCUUUAAAGGAUAUCAGAGACUCAGUUAAUCGUUCCCGAGUUACCGUAACCGUUUAUUACGAAGCUCUUUGCCCGGAUUCGAGGAGUUUUUUCAUCAGACACCUACUUCCUACGUAUACACGUUUGCCAAAUGUCUUAGAAGUGGAGCUAGUACCAUAUGGAAAAGCCAAUACCCGGCAAAUAGACGAUGAUCAUUUCGAAUUCGAUUGCCAGCACGGUAUCAACGAGUGUUUCGCAAAUAAAAUCCACUCGUGCGCUAUUCACUACAUUCAAGAUCCUGUUUUAUUGCUAAAUUUCGUCACGUGUAUGAUUGAAAAUAACGACGAUCCCGAAGGAAUAGGCAUAGAGUGCUCGCAGAAAUUCGGAGUAUCGUGGAAACCAAUAUUCCAAUGCUCUAGGAGUUCGCAAGGUAACUGGUUAUUGAAGAAACAUGGCGAAGAGACGAACAGUCUCAAUCCAACCAUUUCAUUCGUUCCGACUGUUUUACUCAACAAAAAUCGCCACAAUCAGGCAUCAAUUUUGAAAAACUUGUACGAAGCCAUUUGCUCAAAUUAUCGACUUAUAAUUGGCAAAGAAUGCGUCGAAUAGAUGUUUACCACGAACGAUCAUCAACUUCAGAGACAAUAUACCGUACUCGGUUCUCCUCUGGUGAACUGUAUUCAAUCGUUCCGACGACAUGCCCAUAAUUUCCUUUCAUUUAAGAUUAAUUUACUUCCAAAAAUAUCGAUGCUUUCAUUUUUAACUAUUUUUUUGUAAUUUUUUACACUAUCGAAUCGCAAAUCUACUUAUCCUUUCAAUUGAUCCAAUGAUCCGAUGGUUGAUCCAUCAUUUUUUUGUUUUUAUUUCUUACCUUUUUUUAGUUUCUAAGUUAUUUAUAAACUAAUAAUUUACCUAAGAAUAUUAGUACAUAUUUUCAUAAAUGUGCUGUUUUUACUUAUAUAAGAACAAAUCCACUAAUUUGUUUUCCAUAUUUCUACUUACAAAUUUAAAGAACGCUCAACUCUUAAGAUUUAAAAAAUAUCAAAAUGUUACGAGUGAAAAAAAAAAUCGAAACACGUUUUUCCUAUCCUAAAGAAACAUAAUUAUACAUAAUUCGAACAUUUCUUUUAUAGGCAUAAGGUACACGUGUCUAUUAUUUUAUACGAACUGUGUACCUAUAAGACGUUCGAGAGUCGAACGUGCUACUCCUGCGGUUGAAUUCAGAUCCGAAACGUUGUUGUUUUACGAUUAGUCCGGCGGUAAAUCGAUUAUUAGCGUUUCGAGUGUGAAAUUUAGGCUGCGAAUAAUGGUUAUUCCUAGACUGCUGUAAGUUUCUCUGUUUUGGGUAUAUAAUUAAUUGUAUGUAAUAAUGUAAUCUGUGAUAAUUUUCAUUUUAAUGUUCAAAGUUAUCGUAAAAGACGAUCGGAGUAUCGUUACUUCGAAUUGUUCUGAGAAUAUUGUCGGCGUGAAUUGUAAACGAAUAAAACUAUUUUUGCAGCGAAAA